Saccoglossus kowalevskii is the source of this 3432-nucleotide messenger RNA. RefSeq names its product filamin-A-like. Gene Ontology annotation, biological process: actin cytoskeleton organization. The record is from RefSeq and is a predicted model, not a curated record. Gene Ontology annotation, molecular function: actin filament binding. Lineage: Eukaryota; Metazoa; Hemichordata; Enteropneusta; Harrimaniidae.
UGAGACCAGUAGUACGUACGUAGUUGUUUUUAACUUUUUGCAUCGGCUACACCACACACUGAAGUUCGACAGAACUUUAAGACUUCUUCAGCGCCUUACUAAAUACUAGUGGGAAGUAUAUGUUUGGUUACUCAUUAUACCAAAACCUGUUGCUAGAAAUAUUCGAACAUGACUGAAUUACAACGACAGUUGUCGGACAGGGCAACGUCUGCAGAGGGUCAUGCAGCCAAAUCAGGUAUGGGUGGCAUUGGAGACGAUCGCUGGGUUGAAAUUCAGAGAAACACUUUCACCAACUGGAUGAACGAGCAGUUAAAACCAACUGGCAAGAAAGUCGAGGACAUCUCCGAGGAUUUAGAGAAUGGACUGCUUUUGAUCUCGCUGACGGAAAGUUUAAUCGAAACUCGCGGGGGAGCUCUGCAACCAACGAGGCGGGGAAGUCGCUACAGUAAAAAUCCAACAAAUCGUAUUCAGAAAAUGGAAAACGUAUCAUAUGCCCUGUCACUGAUGGAGAAAGAAGGCAUCAAGCUGGUCAAUAUAGGCAAUGAAGACGUUGUUGAUGGCAAAUUAAAGUUAAUUUUAGGACUAUUAUGGAAAAUGAUUUUAAAAUACCAAAUCAGCGGGUCAGAUGGUGCCAGGACGGUAAAAGUGCCACCGAAGAAACUAAUGAUGGAGUGGAUACGGGCAGUAUUACCAGACCUAAAUAUCAAGAACUUCUCUUCUGAUUGGACAGAUGGGGUUGCACUCAGUGCUCUGAUUGAACACUGUCAACCAGGCUUGUGUCCAAAUUGGAAGUCCUUGGAUCGCAGUAAUAGACUUGAUAACUGUUCUAAUGCCAUGAAGCUAGGCAAAGAACACUUUGACAUUCCAUUAGUGUUAUCACCAGAAGACAUGUCUAGUGGACACAUAGAUGAACUCAGUGGAAUGACCUAUCUUUCUUAUUAUCUGAAAAAAGAAGGCCCUGGUUGGUUUGCUACUUUGAAUUGGGUUAGAAAGAAAGUACCAGAGUUAAAUGUACAAAACUUUCAGUCUGACUGGAAUGAUGGUGUUACCCUGUGUGCCCUUGCCAAUUCAUGUGGAGGAGUCUGCCCAGAAUGGUCUUCAUUAGAUAGGGAAAACCCCAUUGGAAACUGCCAAACAGGUAUUGAAGCAUCCAAGAAGUUGCAACUAACGCCUCUUCUGACAGCCCAAGAACUAGCCAAUCCAGAAGUGGAUGAACUCGCUAUCAUGGCAUAUGCUGCAAGUUUUCGUCACGCUCAGAGACCUGCACCAAAGUAUGCUGAGUUAGUAGAUAUAAGUCUUGCAGGUAUUGCUAUCAGUAAAGAAGACAAUGAAACUGGAGUCAGAAUAGCUACUGUUGGAAAGCCAGUGUCCUUUGCUGUUGCUCUUUUGGAUAAAAAUGCUAAGAUUAAAGAUAUUGCAGCAGUCGUGGAGGGACCCACAAAAUCCUGCCCGGUGAAAGUCGAUAUGAAUCAAGAUAUUGCCAACAAAGGCGUAGUGACAUUCACACCAUCUGAGAUUGGUAGACAUAAGGUGACUGUCUAUGUUGAGGGUAAUUUAGCACGUGGUACUCCAUUUGACAUCAUGGUGAAACCAGACACUACACCUAAACCUAACAAAGUACAUAUUACUGGUGGUGAGGCGGUGGUUGUAGGAGAUGUAGCAAUAUACACAAUUGAUGCAAGUGAAGCCGGGGAUGGAUCUUUGGAGGUAACCGCUGGCAACGGGUAUGAGAAAUGCCCAGUUACUAUCACACAGAAUGGUAAGAAUUACACUGUAACUGUCAAACCUAAAGAAGCAGGAUCACAUGUGGUAAACGUCAAAUGGGCGGGUCAAAAUAUAACAGGAUCACCAUUCAGCUUUAUGGCUAUGAGACGUGAAGACCCAGUGAAACUGGAAGUAGUUGAUGCGGGUAAGGUAACAACACACGGUGACGGAUUGCACAACGGUCAGGAAGGACAACCAGCGUCAUUCACUGUAGAUCCAAGGAUGGCUGGAAAAGGAGAUUUAAAUGUACAGGUGGAAGGACCAAAUUCUAUUGCUAAAUGCAGUGUGGAUCCUAAUGCUGAUGGCACAUAUAAGGUGACAUAUGUUCCUGUGGAAACUGGAAUGUUUACCAUCAAGGUUCUCUGGGCAACAAACGAUGUUCAAGGAAGUCCAUUUCAUCCAAAGAUAAUUGAUCCAAGGAAAGUACGAUGUGUCAAUGACAAAGUACCAGCGAUGGAUUCAAGUGGGUGUAUUAUAUUGACUGUGGGCAGGAAAUACAGUAUGCCACUGGAAUGUUUUGAAGCGGGCCCAGGUGCUUUAUCAGCUGAGGUUCAGAGUCCAAAUGGAACAAAACGACCAAUGAAUCUUGACAAGAGAAGUGAUGGCACAUAUGAUGCAUCAUUUGUACCUGAUGAAGAAGGUGAGCAUUUACUGCAUUUGUAUUGGUCUGGGCUUCCAACCAAGAACUCACCGUAUAAAGCCAUGGCCUCUCGUGAAGUACUACCAAUAGAUCACUCCAAAGUUUUGUGUUCAGGCAAAGGAUUGAAAUAUGGUAGAGUAAACGAUGAGAGUGAAUUCAUAAUUGAUGGCUCACUGGCUGGACCAGGUGAACCCAGAUGUACAAUGAGUGGACUAAAAGGCGAUGUCCCAAUCACGAUUACACCGAUUGGUAAUGAUGUACACAGAGCAAAGUACACACCACUAGUUGCAGGUGCCUAUUUAUUGCAUUUAACGUGGUCGGACAGACAGGUCGAAGGAUCUCCAUUUAAAGUGUCUGUGGCGCAGACGGCGAAUGCUGGUAAAGUUGUUGUCACUGGUGCUGGUGUCCGGGAAGGAAUCGUAGGUCAGCCUGUCAGAGCUGUCAUAGACACUAAAGAUGCUGGACCAGGUCAAUUAACAGCACGUUGUAUGGGACCUCGUAACAUUACAGAUGUCGAUGUUAUUGAUAACCAUGAUGGCACCUUCACAAUGUCACUACGACCUGAAGAACCGGGAAGACAUAUGUUAGAAAUCAAAUAUGGAGGAGACCAUAUCAAUGGGAGUCCAUUUAUUGUUCGUGUCGCUGGACCUCCAGAUGCAACUAAAGUGAAGUGUUUUGGAACAGGAAUGGAGCAUGGUAUCCUAGCAACAUAUAAUGGUAGAUUUGUGUGUGAAACAAGGGGUGCUGGCGCAGGACAACUAAAAGUUAGAAUUCAUGGACCAAAAGGUGCCUUCAAAGUGGAAAUGACGAGAGACAAUCAGAAAGAUCGAACAAUUUUAGUGAAAUACAAUCCAACCGAAGUCGGAGAAUACACUCUAUCGGUGCGGUGGUCUGACAAACACAUACCAGGAAGUCCAUUUGAAAUAAAGAUCGUAGACACGCAAGAAGAGCUAGAAGAAGUAAAAAGACGCUUCCCAUUAACCAGCAGUAUUUCUAAUGAUCAAAAUGGUUGGCAAGAAGAAAUUUAA